Pantherophis guttatus is the source of this 1068-nucleotide messenger RNA. NCBI's taxonomy places the organism in Eukaryota, Metazoa, Chordata, Lepidosauria, Squamata, Colubridae. The record is from RefSeq and is a predicted model, not a curated record.
AUGGUGGCCAUUUUGGAUCUCCAGAAUAAACAGAAGCUAUUUUCCAUUUCAGGGGUUGGUGGUACCAGUCUAAGCACUGAACCUCAGAAACCCGAGUCCACCUUCGUGCAGGUCACAGGAGGCAGGACCCUCACUCUCAACUGUACCCUGACUCAGAUGGAUCUGCCAACAAGCGCAAGAUGGUACAAAGAAUCGAGCAACAACGUCUGGAAGUUAAUUUACAAGGAGAGUGACCAAAAUUCUCGCGGGGUGAGGCUCAUUCCAGGAUCAAGAACCGACUUCAGCAUCAGCCUCAGCAAUGUGGGCCCUAAGGAUAAUGGGACCUACCGCUGCCAAAUGAUCGAUAAAGUUCUCCAACUGGGACAAUCUAAUAUAAAGAAACAGGUUGCGGUCUACGUGAGAGUUCCUCCCACGGUGAGUCUUGAGACCAAUCCGCCUUCUCCCGUCCAGCUGAACGCCUCGGUGACGGUCACUUGCAAAGCAGAAUAUUUUUAUCCAAACGUAGCCAAAGUGGACUUGUUUUGCAAGAAUCCCAGCGGUAAAGGAAAGUCUACCGGGGCAACUUUUAAUUCAAACAGGACGUACUCCCGCCAGAGCUCCCUGAAGAUCACGGCCACCAAUAAUUGGAACUCCUCGCUGUUCACUUGUCUGGUUAAACAUAACUCGACAGUAUUUAAGGCUACAGCAAGUCUGGUUAUUACGACAGAACUGGGAGAAGGUCAACGAAAGAGGAUCACAGGACUUUGCGAUACAGCAACGGUCAUAAAUAUGAGUCGAGUUGCCAAAGAGCUUGGAUUUGGAUCCCGUGACUACGAGGAUGCUAUCACGGUCAUAAGCGUGAGCCGGGUCUUUUCCUCUCAGCGCCGUCGCCGCCACAAGCAAACCCACAAGCAAAAUGGCGGGAAAUGUCAACCGCCGCAAAGCGUCCUCCCGACUAACGGAGUAUGCCGUACCUUUGGCAGGGACCCCGAUGCCGCCUGUGGUGCGGAGAGCUGCGAAGGUGAAGGCGGUUAUACCGGCAAGCUGGGAAACCAGCUAUCAACUUGCAAAGUUUUCAAGUUGCCAUGA